Messenger RNA from Lolium rigidum, 656 nucleotides. RefSeq names its product elicitor-responsive protein 3-like. Bases 160 to 546 code for a protein of 128 amino acids. The transcript is spliced from 5 exons. The record is from RefSeq and is a predicted model, not a curated record. NCBI's taxonomy places the organism in Eukaryota, Viridiplantae, Streptophyta, Magnoliopsida, Poales, Poaceae.
CAUGCGAGUGCUUCCAUUUUUUUCAACGCCUAUACAUACAGCCGAUUAGAUCUCGCCGAUCGCGUCGUUUAGUCUUCUGCUGCAGCAGCAGUACUCAGCACAGCUCCUGAUCGCUCGAGCUCUCGAUCGCGCGAGAUCAGUCAGAUCAGAACGAAGAAGAUGGCGCAGGCCGGGACGCUCGAGGUGCUGCUCGUCGGAGCCAAGGGGCUCGAGAACACCGACUACCUGUGCAACAUGGAUCCCUACGCGCUUCUGAGAGUCACCUCCAAUGAGCAGAGGAGCUCCGUUGCAGAAGGCAAAGGAAGUGAGCCGGAAUGGAACGAAACCUUUGUGUUCACGACCUCCGAAAAUGCAACCGAGCUCUGCAUCAAGCUCCUGGACGACGACAAUGGCACCAACGACGACGAUGUUGGUGAAGCAAGGAUCCCUUUGGAUGCUGUCUAUACUGAAGGAAGCAUACCACCAACAGUUUACAAUGUUGUCAAAGAUGAAGAGUACUGUGGAGAAAUCAGAAUUGGUCUGAAAUUCACUCCAGAGGAGGCUUAGCAUUUAUUACCCGAGGAAAACUUCGGUGGGUGGAGACAAAUCAUCUUCUUGAGAGGAAGUGGAUGCUUUGUUGAACUUCAGUUAUGUGUGACAAGUCUUCUGCUAGAACA